AUGGGGUCGGGGUCGUCAGGGUCUAUGACUUCCCACGGACCAUCACAGACAGACAGUUCAAUGGAACCAUCUAAAGAUAGGGAGACGUUGAAAUUACACCAUUCGUCUAGAUCUACGGAAUCGGGACAUUACGAAAGCGAUCCGACAUUGGUAGACGUCCUGACGGACAAUUUGAGAAGUAGCCGGGCUUACAGUAACGUGUCUAGUACAAAGGCGAGUAGAGGUAACAAAGAUGGUACGGACGUAUCAAAGACAGACUCUCACAGACUUGAGAAUUUUGUCUCCGAUAACAGUAAAAGUGAAAGCUCCACGAGCUCACGUACUUUUAAUAAAAGUUCGAACGCCUUAGUGUCCACCGCCUUCAAGGCAUGGAUGAAUAACGUAUUUAAAGGCGACAGUUACCAACACGGAAAAGCUGUGCGUGACCACGGAAGCAGUGACGUUUCUUAUCAUAAAAAAGGUCUCGAUAACCGAUCCGACGGAGAUUCUUUCCGGAACUCAAAGGGAUACAGUGAGAAGCAAAACACCAAAGCCAUGAGAAAUGACGCUUCCAAAUCGGAUAGCAGUCAAGGUUCAAAAUAUUCACAUUCAGGCGGAUUUUGUUAUGUGUCGAAGUCAAAUGCUUUUUCCUUUGGGAAUGCAGUGAGCGACUCUAAGUCCGGUAAUUCUUGGCGGAGUAGCCGUGGAUUGGACCACCAGGGAAAAAGUGACAGUACACGUCACCGUUGUGGUCUGGAUGACGCGGGCUCGAGUCAGACUCGCCGAUUCUCAAAGGCUGUUAACGACAGCAAGGCAAGUAAUGCUAUGAUAAGUUCACGGAGUAUGACAAACAACAGCUCAGGUGAAGUACUGUAUAAUGUUAAAAGUUACAAUCAACAAACCGCUUCAAAGACACACGAAUCAAGUCGGACUGGUAAAAAUGAGACUGACGGAGGUAGCAUUCGAGAUUCUCGAGCAAUCAGUGCCCACACGACGGGUCAUGCUGUACGGCACAGCAAGGGCAUUAACGACACUUCCGCUUCGCAAAGUCUUUCAAAUAGUCGUGGUGUUGAUGUCCGCGCUGUCGGAAGUGCUGCGCCGUACAGUAAAACGGUGAAAGACAUCACAAACCAAGAUCACGUGCAGUCAACACGUGGUCUUAACAUGCAUUCGAACCAUGCGUCACUAACACAAACAAUUCCGUUUGAAAAUAUUGCAGGUUAUGAAGAGAGAUUCCAUAAAAUAGAUUUAAACGGAUCCGGAAAUACCGAAGGUACAAAUUGA
Molecule: messenger RNA, 1263 nt
Organism: Ylistrum balloti
Lineage: Eukaryota; Metazoa; Mollusca; Bivalvia; Pectinida; Pectinidae
Product: dentin sialophosphoprotein-like
Exons: 1
Coding region: 1-1263 (420 amino acids)
Source: RefSeq, a predicted model, not a curated record